AGAUUGGAUAAUUGGAAUGGCAGCACUUAAUAAGGAAAUAACAGAACUCGAUUGGCUGCUCUAUUGCAAUAUACUUUACCAUCUUCAAGAAGGAUACUACGGAACAGUUUUGACAAUCUGCGAUGAGGAAUUGCAUAAAGCAAGCGAUUCCCGUCAACUUAUGCUAUUUCGAUCGAUUGCUUUAAUUAAGCACGGUCAAUAUGUGGAAGUAAUACGCUUGCUUCACUUACUUCGUCAGGAUGCAAUUGUUGGCUUUGCAGCAUCAGUGAUUCUUCGAACAGCGCACGCUUUACUCAAAAAUCCAGAUCGAGAAGAAAUAUUUGAACUGGAUCGAACUAUCAAUGAGGCAGACAUUAAUGCGAAUAUGGAGACUAGAUAUAAUGCAGCAAUUGCUUACAUGUUACUCGAUAACAAUGAUAAAGCUCGUUCUAUAAUCGAGAAAUCACCUGAUUCCAACAACAUUCAAUUUAUCGUUCUUCAAGCUUGGAUCGAAUUACAUCUUGGCAAAGAUAUAAAUACUGCGCAAAAACUUUUUAAAGAAGGCAUUGCAGCAGAAUACCCGAGCGCAUAUAUCGGAAUGGCACGCUUGUUGGAAAGACAAAGAAACUUGACAGAGUUGCGUCAAGUUCUUUACACUUUGAUGAAGAAAGUUCCAACGUUUCUUCCUGGAUACAUUGAAUACUGUAAAGCAUAUUUGAUGGGUCAUGACUGGGAACACUGCAUUGAACAAGUACAACGGACGUUGCUUCUACAGAAUGAUUGUUUGCAUGUUCGUUGGUUAGAGGUGAUUCACGAACUGAUCAUAAAAGGUCGUGUAAUGGAGACUGAAAAUGCCCUUCAAAAUCUUGCUGAAGCAAUUGAGAAAAACGAGCCGAAAAAUUAUCAAUUGCAUCAUAAAAUUGCUCAACUUAUCAUUCGAAUCACUGCGUCUGAUCAUCCAGCGGCUAAAUUUGCUAGGAAGCUGAUUGAUAGAGUAAUUUCAAUGACGAAGAACCAGGAAUAUUUGUAUGAACAGGUGCGAUUACUGCUACAAGGUGGAGAUUUCAAGACGGCUGAAUCAGUUACGCUGGAAGCGUUAAAAGAUGAUGUCGCUCCAAAUGAACAAUUAUUAAUUGGUGUAGCACAAUGCUUCAUUGCAAAAGGUCACAUAGAUGAUGCAGUUACUCAGAUGGAAUUCGUAAAAGCAGCACAUCCGGAUAUCUGUCAAACUAGUCUCUACAUCUACCUAAUGGCAGUGUUAGAUAAAGAACAGCAUAAACCGCUUGAACAAUUCCUGCAAAAAAUACGAAAUGCAGUGGAUUUACAUCUAUCAGCAUUGCAGAGCGUUGUUUUUGGUGUGGAAUAUUUGAUAUUACUUGAUCCGAACUUAUUGAUUGAUAUGGCAUUGCAGCUUUACGAAUUUGCACCACUCACGCCAACGAACUCCACUAAUGUUGUUCUCAAAGAGAUUGAUAGAAUCCUAACACUAGUUCGGGAUUUUUGUCCAGCAUUAUUGACUGCUAUGUAUCUCUUAGCCAAAGCAAAAUAUCUUUCAAUGGACUUUGCUGAAGCAGAACGAUUAUUAGAAAGUUGCACCGAGAAAAAUGGUGCUCCUCCAGAGGCUUACUUACUUAUGGCACAGAUUCACCUCCACAAAAAUAAUUAUGAAGAAGCCGGUAAAUGUUUGGAUAUUGGCCUAAGUAACAAUUUCAAAGUUCGCGAACAUCCGCUGUACCACCUUAUCAGGGCAAAACUCCAAAAGAACUCGAAACAGAUCGCGGCAUCGAUACAAACAUUGCAGAAAGCAACCGAACUGACCUCGUUUAAAGCUAAUGAGUCGAAAAAACGCGAGAAUUUGGAGGUUGUUGAUGCGGAUCGUAUUGCCAUCUACUUGGAAUUAAUGGAUUCCUAUCAGCAACUUGGACAGCUUGCAGAAGUUGAUGCAGUGAUGAAAGAAGCGCACAACCGUUGGGCUGGCAAAACGGAACAACAACAGUUUGUGCUAAUGGAAGCAAAUCUGAAAUUACAACGCAAAGAUGUUAAUGGUGCGUUAGAGGUUCUUGCAUCUGUAUCACCUACGCAGGCUAAUUAUCAAGCAGCUCGCAUUAAAAUGGCUGAAAUUUAUUUGAACGAGAAAAAGGAUAAACGAAAAUUUGCUGUUUGCUUCAAAGAGCUUGCACAAAACAGUCCAUCACCAGUGGCGUAUAUAUUGCUCGGCGAUGCUUACAUGAGCAUACAGGAGCCUGCACGAGCAAUUGAAGUGUAUGAAACAGCGCUGAAAAGUAAUCCAAAGGAUGAUGUCCUAGCUGAAAAAAUAGGCCAAGCAUACGUUCAGUGUCAUUUUUAUACGAAGGCAAUCAAUUAUUAUGAAGCAGCACUGAAAAGUGGACGUAAACCAUCAAUGAGAAUGCGCUUGGCGGAACUGUUGUUUCAGCUAGAAUAUUAUGAAAAAUGCGAAAAAGUAUUACGUCAGGCACUUGAUGCAGAUCAAAAUCCUGUCGACAUAGCCCGAAUGAGUGACCAUGUAUCCUAUUUGUCCUUGUUGUCGAAACUGCAUUUCGAAAAUGGUAAUUGGAAAGAAGCAUCCAUAGCUCUAGAACGUGCACGUGAAAUUCAAUUAUCUAUAAUUGCAAAACCACCAGGCGAGGUUGCAAACCUUAUCGAUGAGAAAAAACUUGCUGCAAAGAUAAGCUGUCAGCUAGCAGAAUUACAUUGGAAUCGAAGGGACGCUAAUAAAGCAAUUGAUCUUUACCAAGAAGCUGUUUUUUUGAAUGAUACAGACAUCAAGAUAAUGACAGCACUUGCAAAUUUGUAUCUCUCCCUUGGCAAACUGGAUGCUUGCAAUACACAAUGUCAACUGAUCCUGAAUAUUGACCGAAGUAACGAUGAUGCUACAUUGAUGAUGGCCGAUCUGUUGUACCAGUCUAAUGAAGCUGGUAAAGCAACUAUUCACUUUACACAACUACUCAAUAGGAAUCCAAAUCAAUAUCAUGCGCUAGCAAGAUGUAUUGAGUUGAGUUGGCGAAGAGGAAAUGUGGAACAAGCAGAAAAAUAUCUGAGAAAUGCUCUCAGUGCGAACCCUCGUGCUACACUUGAUGCUGGAUUUAAUUACUGCAAAGGAUUGCAUGAAUGGUAUACUGGAGAUCCAAAUGCAGCACUUCAAGCAUUCAAUCGCGCACGACGUGAUCUGGAAUGGGGCGAACGAGCUACUUAUAAUAUGAUUGAAAUAUGCUUAAAUCCGGAUAACGAAAUAAUUGGAGGUGGAUCGCUUGACUACAAUCGGGACUGCAAUACAAACAAUGGGAAUGAUAGAGAAGUGGGUACGAAGACGGCGGAAAGAUUUCUGAAGGAAUUACAGUGCAAACCUGGACUGGACUACAAGUAUCGGCUAAUGGAAAAUUUCAUCAUGCUGAUGAGCAGUAAUCGUGGAAAUGUGCAGCAGGCAUUGACAAAUUUUCUUAGCAUGGCUAAAACUGAAGAUCCAGGAGUGGUAAGCGUUGGUGCACUCCUUGGUUCAGCCCGAGCUUAUUUAAUUUUAAAACAAAUACCAAAAGCGAAAGCUCAAUUAAAACGUGCACUUGGCUAUACAUGGACAUUGGAGGAUGCUGAUUACUUAGAAAAAUGUUGGUUGCUAUUAGUCGAUGUCUACAUUAAUCAAAGCAAAAAUGACCAAGCUUCCGAUAUAUUGCGAACUGUUUUACAGCACAAUGCGAGCUCUAUUAAAGCAUUUGAAUACAAGGGAUAUAUAUGUGAAAGAGAACAGAAAUGGGAUGAGGCAGCGGCAAAUUAUGAAGAAGCUUGGCGCCUAAGCAAAUGCAGGAAUCCAACUGUCGGCUACAAACUUGCUUACAACUAUCUGAAAUGUCGGAAGCUCUUCGAAUGCAUUGAAAUAUGCCAUCGUGUGCUGGAACUUUAUCCGAAUUAUCCGCGAAUCAAGCGUGAAAUUAUGGACAAAGCGAGAGCAAGCAUACGCACAUGACUAAUCCAGCAAACUUCGUAAGCCGUUAUGACAAGUAUAGUGCCAUGCUUCCCUUUGUUUUCUUACAAAAAAUGGUAUUAAACUGAUUUUGCAUGGAC
Loa loa (African eye worm) is the source of this 4056-nucleotide messenger RNA. RefSeq names its product tetratricopeptide repeat protein 21B. The record is from RefSeq and is a predicted model, not a curated record. Gene Ontology annotation, cellular component: intraciliary transport particle A. Gene Ontology annotation, molecular function: protein binding. The transcript has 30 exons. Lineage: Eukaryota; Metazoa; Nematoda; Chromadorea; Rhabditida; Onchocercidae. The coding region runs from base 17 to 3958 and encodes 1313 amino acids. Gene Ontology annotation, biological process: intraciliary retrograde transport; protein localization to cilium.